Pteropus alecto (black flying fox) is the source of this 2900-nucleotide messenger RNA. RefSeq names its product transmembrane protein 67 (gene TMEM67). Bases 58 to 2814 code for a protein of 918 amino acids. Gene Ontology annotation, biological process: cilium assembly. Lineage: Eukaryota; Metazoa; Chordata; Mammalia; Chiroptera; Pteropodidae. Gene Ontology annotation, cellular component: MKS complex; ciliary transition zone. The transcript is spliced from 28 exons. The record is from RefSeq and is a predicted model, not a curated record.
CUGCGCGACCACCAGCGUCAGCACCAUAGUAACGGCGGCAGUGGCGUUGGGGUGGCAAUGGCGGCUCGGUUCAUCUUUUCGAAUGUGGCUGUGACUGUUUUUCUGCUGUUGGUCCUCCCUGGCUUCUCACAGGCCCAGACCUUCUCCUUACCUUUCCAGCAGCCGGUGAUGUGCGGCCACCACCAGUAUUUCGACAUCUCCGCGCUCUCCUGUGUCCGGUGUGGAGUCAACCAGAGGCAGGACGCCCGAGGAACUUCAUGUGUGUGUAUACCAGGAUUUCAGAUGAUCUCUAAUAAUGGAGGACCUGAUACUAUUUGUAAAAAGUGCCCAGAAAACAUGAAAGGUGUUACCAAAGAUGGCUGGAACUGCAUUUCUUGCCCUGGUGGUUUAACUGCAGAAGGAAAUUGCUAUUGUCCCACUGGCCAUAUUUUAGUGGAAAGAGAUGUUAAUGGAACAUUGUUGUCUCAAGCAAUUUGUAAACUCUGUGACGAAAACGAAAACUCUCUUACAGUAUCGAAUGCUUUAGGAAACAGGUGUAUCCGAUGCGAGUCAACAUUCAUUAAUACCAGCAGAUCCUGUGCAUGUUCAGAACCUAACAUUUUAGCAGGGGGAUUAUGUUUCAGCAACACUAGGAAUUUUCCUCGUAUGAUUUCAACUGCACGUUAUGGAGAGCUUGGCAUGUCUUUCACUUCAGAAUGGUUUGCAAAGUAUUUGCAAUCAGCAGCAGCUGCUUGUUGGGUGUAUGCCAAUCUAACAUCUUGCCAAGCUCUUGGAAAUAUGUGUGUGAUGAACAUGAAUUCUUAUGACUCUACCACUUUUGAUGCAUGUUGGCUGUUUCAGUUUGUCUUUGAAAAUACUGCUGGACUGCGCACUGUUCAUUCUGUUCCAUUUUGGAGGCAGAAUCUUCCUUGGCUGUUCUACGGAGAUCAACUAGGAUUAGCACCUCAAGUACUCAGUACUACACCUCUUCCUACAAAUUUCAGUUUUAAAGGACAAAACCAGAAUACAAAAAUGAAAUUUGUUGCUGCUUCCUAUGAUGUAAAGGGAAAUUUUCUCAAGUGGCAAACUUUGGAAGGUGGUGUUUUACAGCUUUGUCCAGACACAGAGAUCAGACUAAAUGCUGCAUAUUCUUUUGGAACAACCUAUCAACAAAAUUGUGAGAUUUCUAUCUCUAAUAUUUUAACCAACUUUCCUACUCCUAUAUUUUAUGAUGUGUACCUUGAAUAUACUGAUGAAAAUCAACACCAAUAUAUUUGGGCUGUGCCUGUGUUAAACCUAAAUCUUCAACACAAUAAAAUAUUUGUGAACCAAGACAGUAACUCUGGCAAGUGGCUUCUGACUCGGCGCAUUUUCUUAGUGGAUGCACUAAGUGGACGAGAAAAUGACUUAGGAAGUCAGCCAAGAUUAAUUCGAAUUGCUACACAAAUAUCACUGAGCAUCCACCUUGUACCCAACACAAAAAAUGGAAACAUCUACUCUCCCUUAAUUACCAUUGCAUACAGUGACAUUGAUAUCAAAGAUCCCAACAGCCAGUCUGUAAAGAUUUCUUUCUCUGUCAAAUAUGAAAUGGAUCAAGGAGAAGCACAUGUCCAGACAGAUAUUGCUUUGGGUGUGUUGGGUGGGCUAGCUGUUUUAUCAUCUCUUUUGAAGACAGCAGGGUGGAAGAGGCGCAUUGGGAGUCCCAUGAUUGAUUUACAGACAGUUAUGAAAUUCUUGGUAUACUAUGCCGGCGAUCUGGCCAAUGUUUUCUUUAUCAUCACUGUGGGAACAGGUCUUUAUUGGCUUAUUUUCUUCAAAGCACAGAAGUCUGUCUCUGUUUUGCUACCAAUGCGGGCACAAGAAGAACGUUUUGUUACUUAUGUGGGAUGUGCUUUUGCUCUGAAGGCUCUACAAUUUUUGCAUAAGCUCACAUCCCAGAUUACCAUAGAUAUAUUCUUUAUUGAUUGGGAGCGACCUAAAGGAAAGGUUCUUAAAGCUGUUGAAGGUGAGGGUGGUGUACGGAGUGCUACCAUUCCUGUAAGCAUAUGGAGAACAUAUUUUGUAGCAAAUGAAUGGAAUGAAAUUCAAACUGUGAGGAAAAUUAAUCCACUCUUUCAAGUACUUAUUGUCCUCUUCUUUUUGGAGGUUGUGGGAUUCAAGAAUUUAGCAUUAAUGGACUCAUCCUCUAGUCUUUCCAGAAACCCACCUAGCUACAUAGCUCCUUAUAGCCGCAUUUUGAGAUAUGCAGUGUCUACUGCUCUUUGGCUAGUCAUUGGAAUUAUACAGAUCGUGUUCUUUGCUGUCUUUUAUGAGAGAUUUAUAGAAGAUAAAAUUCGACAGUUUGUUGAUUUAUGCUGUAUGAGCAAUAUAUCUGUGUUUCUGUUAUCCCACAAAUGUUUCGGAUAUUACAUUCAUGGUAGAUCAGUACAUGGGCAUGCAGAUACUAACAUGGAAGAAAUGAAUAUGAACCUUAAAAGAGAAGCGGAAAAUUUAUGUAGCCAGAGAGGUUUGGUACCCAACACAGAGGGUCAGACGUUUCAGAUUGCAGUUUCUAGCCAGAUGAGACAACAUUAUGACAGAAUUCAUGAGACACUAAUAAGGAAAAAUGGCCCUGCUAGACUAUUGAGUUCAUCAGCAAGUACUUUUGAGCAGAGUAUAAAAGCAUAUCAUACUAUGAAUAAAUUUCUUGCCUCUUUCAUCGAUCAUGUUCAUAAGGAGAUGGACUACUUUAUAAAAGAUAAAUUGCUUCUUGAAAGAAUUCUUGGAGUGGAAUUUAUGGAACCAAUGGACAAAAGCAUCUUCUACAAUGAUAUCUAUAAUGGGAAUAGUGACUAGACAUGGUUUCUUCUUAUUAAAAAGAUGAAGGUUAUUCUUUCAGCAGUGUUCUGUAUUAUGGAAAUGAAGCCACUCUUCUUAUUUAU